AUGGGAAACUUCACCAUUGUCAACGGGCAACUGUAUACACCAGGUCUGGCCAUUGUGGAUGCACCACAACCAUCCACCCCCCUAGGAGGAGGCAAGUCAACCUUCAACCUUCCAAAACUUCCACUGACAGAACCAGCCAACCUUCAAGUCGCGAUCGACGUGUCUGGAAAUGGUGCUCUUCCUUGGCCACCCUCCACUCAAUCUGCAAACUCACCCACACUCUUCCAUAACAUCACACUAUUCCUAACAUCCGAGUCGAAAUCUCAAAAUUUCACCAUCUCAAAUGGUACCGUCCCAGCUACCAACACAACAGGCUUUGUUGGUCCAGUCUUAGAUCUGGAACCAUCAUCGACUGUCAAACAUGUGAACUGGAUUUGGCCUGAAUGUUUGGUGGGCACGAAUGACGGGAUAUACAACAUUUCGAUGCAUCAGUCUUUUCGGUGGAAUGUCCGGAGUCGAAUUCUCCGCCUAUUCCUACUCAUAUUCUUCGUCUGGAAUAUCAUCGAACUCCACCUAAUCCUCCGACGCGUAUCCGAAGUCGAUGUCCAUCGCGACCAGCCGCGCAGGAGAGAACGGAUCUACAUUGCCAGCGUCAAUUGGAACAAUGAAAUCAUUUUGCGCAAUCAUUGGAGCCAGGCUCUACUGGAGCUCGCCUUGAAACUUGGUCCGGAAAAUAUAUUUAUUAGCAUCUAUGAGAGUGGCAGCUAUGACAAUACCAAGGGAGCGUUGAUGGAGCUGGAUCUCGAAUUGGAACGCCUCGGUGUACCGCGCUCAAUCACUUUAUCGCAUAUUACCCAUGAGGAUGAGAUGGCCGGGACGCCGGGGGAGGGUUGGAUUCGGUCACCACGAGGGGAGAUGGAAUUGCGGCGCAUUCCUUAUUUGUCGCGCACGAGGAACAUGAGUCUUCAACCAUUGGAAGAGUUGGCAAAACAAGGUAUCACAUUUGAUAAAAUCUUGUUUCUCAAUGAUGUGGUGUUUACUCCAAACGAUGUGUUCGAAUUACUAGAUACCAACGAUGGCAGCUACGCCGCAGCUUGCUCAAUGGACUUUGCCAAACCUCCCAACUAUUACGAUACAUUUGCGCUCCGCGACGCCAGCGGUCACGAAGCCAUGAUGACGACAUGGCCAUUCUUCCGCAAUGCUGCAUCUCGAAAUGCCAUGAAAAACCUAUCUCCAGUUCCUGUUCAAAGCUGCUGGAAUGGCAUGGUCGCAAUGCCCGCCGCUCCCUUCACUGCCAACCCUCCUCUACGCUUCCGCGGAAUCCCAGACUCUCUCGCUUCCUCACAUCUAGAAGGCUCCGAAUGCUGCCUUAUUCACGCCGAUAACCCGCUAUCUAUACCAGAUGGUGUUUUUAUGAACCCCCUCGUCAGGGUUGGAUACAGUGGACCAGCUUAUGUAGCUGUGAACCCCAUUGGGGAAUGGCUCUCGACAUGGAGGAUUUUCCAGGGACUUUGGGUAAAUAGGCUGCGCAGGUGGACUACAACUACUUGGUUGAAAGAUAAGGUGGUGCGACAUCGUAUCGAUCGCUGGGCGUCUUUGGGUCACGAGAACCGGGAGCCAGGGGAAUUUUGUAUCAUAAAUGAAAUGCAGGUUUUGCAUCCUCAGGGAUGGGGUCACUUGUGA
Messenger RNA from Penicillium odoratum, 1623 nucleotides. Its product is annotated as glycosyltransferase family 69 protein. Lineage: Eukaryota; Fungi; Ascomycota; Eurotiomycetes; Eurotiales; Aspergillaceae. The record is from RefSeq and is a predicted model, not a curated record. The transcript has 4 exons. Bases 1 to 1623 code for a protein of 540 amino acids.